AUGGAGGACAAAGUGGUGCUUUUGGAUUUUUGGCCAAGCUCUUAUGGGAUGAGAGUGAGGAUCGCUUUGGCUGAGAAAGGGAUCAAAUAUGAGGCCAGGGAGGAGAACUUGGCAGACAAAAGCCCUCUGCUUCUAGAGAUGAACCCACUUCACAAGAUGAUCCCUGUUUUGAUUCACAAUGGAAAACCCAUUUCUGAAUCCCUCAUCCUUCUCCAGUACAUUGAUGAGGUUUGGCAUCACACAUCUCCCUUGCUCCCCUCUGACCCUUAUCAAAGAUCCCAAGAAAGGUUUUGGGCUGACUAUAUUGACAAAAAGAUAUACAGCCUGGGCAAGAGAGUGUGGAAGGAAAAAGGGGAAAAACAAGAGGCAACAAAGAAGGAAUUCAUAGAAGGUUUGAGAACCAUAGAAGGUGAGCUUGGAGACAAGCCUUAUUUUGGUGGAGAAGACUUUGGGUUUGUGGAUGUGGUGCUUGUUCCCCUCACCAGCUGGUUUUAUUCCUUUGAGAUAUGUGGGAAUUUCAGCAUAGAGGCUGAAUGUCCCAAGCUUGUUGGUUGGGCCAGAAGGUGCAUGGAGAGGGACAGUGUGUCCAAGUCACUUCCUCACCCUCAGAAAAUCUAUGCUUUUGUCUUGGAACUCAAGCAGAAAUAUGGGCUGUGA
Prunus armeniaca (apricot) is the source of this 657-nucleotide messenger RNA. The record is from the annotation of a GenBank genome assembly. NCBI's taxonomy places the organism in Eukaryota, Viridiplantae, Streptophyta, Magnoliopsida, Rosales, Rosaceae.